CAUCGAUCAGAUCUCUCUCUCUCUCUCUCUCUCUCUCCCCGAUCGCCACUUCUCCUUCUUCGCCGCCUCGCGCCGUCGUACAAUGACGGCGGCCGGCCCGCGCCACCGCCGCCGCCACCUCGCGCGUCGCGAGAGCCGCGCUCGGCUCUCCGUCAUCCUGGCGUGCCUCGGCUGCUUCCUCCUCGGGCCCGCCGACGCUUCGAUCCACGAGUACCGGAACGAGACGUUCGCCCGCCGCUCCAACUCCUUCUUCUUCCACGGCGGCAGCGAAGGCCUCUUCGCUUCCCAGCCCCGCCCCUCCUCCGGCGGCAAUCUCACCUCCGACGACGCGCCUGUCAGCGGCAGAUCGUUCAUCCGGUUCGAGUCCAUCACCUUCCAAAGGACAAAGGAGUCUGCUGAGAAGAAAAAUGAGAUGCAGCAGAGAACUGGAUUGGUUGAAGCUUUAAUUGUUGAUGUCAGAGAUAGGGAGAGGAUUGGUGGUGCUUAUCUGAAUUCAAGUAUGAUAUGUUGCACUCCAGAUCUCUCUAAGGAUGGAUACUGCAAGGUAGGGGAGGUGAUCAUUCAUCAAGAUCACAAUAAUCCCGAUGGACCUAAACGAGUUCAGACUUUCUUUGAGGCGAAAAAUGAAGAGGCUAAGAUGGAGCUUCACACUGUGGAGAUCAACAGAACUGGAAUGUACUAUCUGUACUUCAUGUUUUGUGAUCCAGAACUUAAGGACUUGUCAGUCAGUGGAACGACUGUUUGGAAGAACCCAGAGGGUUAUCUACCUGGAAAGAUUACUCCCCUGAUGACAUUUUUCGGCCUCAUGUCUUGGGCGUACCUGGUUUUGGGUCUUGUCUGGUUUCUCCAGUUUGUGAAGCACUGGAAAGACGUAAUAAAACUUCACUAUCAGAUAACGGCUGUAAUUGGUCUAGGGAUGUGUGAAAUGGCCUUCUGGUACUUCGAAUACGCAAACUUCAAUUCCACUGGAUACAGACCUAUGGGAGUCACUUUAUGGGCAGUAACUUUUAGUGCUGUCAAGAAGACUGUUUCCCGUAUGCUACUUUUAGUGGUCUCAAUGGGAUAUGGUGUUGUGAAGCCAACCCUUGGUAGCAUAACCCCUAAAGUACUGGUCCUUGGCAUUGCAUACCUUGUGGCUUCAGAAGCUCUUGAGCUUUACGAACAUUUGGGAAACAUAAAUGACUUUGCUGGAAGAGCAAGGAUUUUCCUGGUGCUACCAGUCGCUCUUUUGGAUGCCUGCUUUAUUCUUUGGAUCUUCUCUUCAUUAUCUCAAACUCUUGAAAAGCUUCAGAUCAGAAGAAGCGUGGCCAAACUUGGGCUUUAUCGCAAGUUUACUAAUUGCCUUGCAGUUUCAGUGCUUCUCUCUAUCGCUUGGAUUGGCUAUGAGCUGUAUUAUAAUGCAAAUGAUCCUUUGAGUGAACUGUGGCGAAGUGCUUGGAUUAUCCCUGCUUUCUGGAUUUUGCUUGCAUAUAUUCUCUUGGUGGUGAUAUGCGUCCUCUGGGGUCCAUCGAACAACCCAACUAGAUAUGCCUUCUCCGAGGAGCCUGGGAAUGACAUAGAAGAGGAGAGUGUCUUGCUUGCUAGUAGAGGAGUUAUGGUGGCUUCUGAGGUAGCUACCAAGUUGGAAAGAAAGGAUAGGAAGCUGCCGCUUCCAGCUGAGCAUCAUGUAUUUAGCAUCGGGGAAGCAGUUGAAGACAAGAGAGAAUAACAGCUCUAUCUCAUCCUGCAAUCUGUUACUGGUCACUGGUGCAGUUCACAACUCUGCCAGAAACUAACCUUUGACAGUGUAUACUUCUUCGAUUAUUUAUUUUUUCCCAUAGAAAGUGCUAAUAACGAGAAGAAUUAGAAUAAAGUUCACAAAGCCAUAUGACAGGGGGAGGGUAGCAGGAGGAGGAUCUAAAUUAUUAGGCGGUUUGAUGUAAAACCAUCAGGCAGAUGAAUGGAAGUCGCUGAUAUCUGAGGUGUAAAUACAAUAAACUUUACAAAGCAAAAGUAUUCUUCUGAGAUAUUAUGUUAUAAAAGGCCGCAAAAUGUUUCAUUGAA
Messenger RNA from Eucalyptus grandis, 2043 nucleotides. Its product is annotated as transmembrane protein 87B. The record is from RefSeq and is a predicted model, not a curated record. The transcript is spliced from 5 exons. Gene Ontology annotation, cellular component: membrane; Golgi apparatus. The coding region runs from base 83 to 1708 and encodes 541 amino acids. NCBI's taxonomy places the organism in Eukaryota, Viridiplantae, Streptophyta, Magnoliopsida, Myrtales, Myrtaceae. Gene Ontology annotation, biological process: transport.